AGAGCCGGAGCCCGCAACCCGCUCAGGCGGCGACGGAGCCAUGUCGCCGCUGCUGGGGCUCCGGUCCGAGCUGCAGGACACCUGCACCUCGCUGGGACUGAUGCUGUCGGUGGUGCUGCUCAUGGGGCUGGCCCGCGUAGUCGCCCGGCAGCAGCUGCACAGGCCGGUGGCCCACGCCUUCGUCCUGGAGUUUCUAGCCACCUUCCAGCUCUGCUGCUGCACCCACGAGCUGCAACUGCUGAGCGAACAGCACCCCGCGCACCCCACCUGGACGCUGACGCUCGUCUACUUCUUCUCGCUUGUGCAUGGCCUGACUCUGGUGGGCACGUCCAGCAACCCGUGCGGCGUGAUGAUGCAGAUGAUGCUGGGGGGCAUGUCCCCCGAGACGGGUGCGGUGAGGCUAUUGGCUCAGCUGGUUAGUGCCCUGUGCAGCAGGUACUGCACAAGCGCCUUGUGGAGCUUGGGUCUGACCCAGUAUCACGUCAGCGAGAGGAGCUUCGCUUGCAAGAAUCCCAUCCGAGUCGACUUGCUCAAAGCGGUCAUCACAGAGGCCGUCUGCUCCUUUCUCUUCCACAGCGCUCUGCUGCACUUCCAGGAAGUCCGAACCAAGCUUCGUAUCCACCUGCUGGCUGCACUCAUCACCUUUUUGGUCUAUGCAGGAGGAAGUCUAACAGGAGCUGUAUUUAAUCCAGCUUUGGCACUUUCGCUACAUUUCAUGUGUUUUGAUGAAGCAUUCCCUCAGUUUUUUAUAGUAUACUGGCUGGCUCCUUCUUUAGGUAUAUUGUUGAUGAUUUUGAUGUUCAGCUUUUUCCUUCCAUGGCUGCAUAACAACCAUACAAUUAAUAAAAAGGAAUAACUGUUCCAAAGACUCAGACUAACAUACAGGACAGUCCAGCUGGAUGUGAUAAAGAUUUUAUCACCUCAUAUGGAAAACACCGGCUGCACUGGAUUCAUCAGUGUUAACUUCCUUUGAGGAAGCUGCCUUAUAGUUUUCAUCACUGGGACUUUAAAAAAAAAUUACUGUGAAAAUGAGGUAUUCUGUACUUCUCAGUUAAGACUUGUUCUUUGAGUGAUGUAUUAAAUGCUGCUAGAAAAGCCUCAUUACAUUAAAUAUAAAUCAAUCUUAAAUGAUAAUUGUUAACUUUGAUGAAAAACGAGUACAGGAUGAGAAGGGAAGUAAAGGUGAUAGUAAGAUCAACGAAUUUGUGUAUCAAGUGUCACCCAAAUGAACAGAAUUUUUAACUAUAAAAGUACAAGGCGUCAACUUACAGAACUGGGGAGAGGAUACUUUCAGCCACCACCUCACAAAAUGAUACCAUCAAGCAGUGUCAUCUUUCAACAGGAAAGUUGCUUUUAGAAGUAGAAUAUAUAUUCACUCACAUGCAAGCGAUUUCCUACAUUUUAAGUACAUUAAAAUCUAAUACCUAAAAUAGUUUCUCUAAAUAGACAAUCUCACUAGCUCCAGCCAAGUGGUUAUUCUUUAAUAGAAUAUAAUAAAACAAAACACCCAUACAAAGUCAGGAUUUAAGCUUUUCACAUUCUCCUUUGAACCAACAGCUAGCUACCUUAUGAAGUAGGGAGGGCAUGUAUUUUUAAUCUCCAUUUUACAGAUAAGGAAACUAAGCCUAGAUGGGUUUGCUGCCCUGGCUUAGAUCACAUAGAGCCAAAUACCAUCUCUAGUCUUCAACUUCAAUCCAAAAAUUCUUCUCGGUCACGAUUAUGACUAAAGGGAAAUCAAGGGUUCAUAGAAACAUUAAAUACUUUAUAAUAACGUUAAAACUUGUUUAGAAAUUAACUAGUAUUUUUUGAGGUUUAAAGAACCUUCCAGUUUUACU
Homo sapiens (human) is the source of this 1835-nucleotide messenger RNA. RefSeq names its product aquaporin 11 (gene AQP11). Gene Ontology annotation, molecular function: channel activity. Lineage: Eukaryota; Metazoa; Chordata; Mammalia; Primates; Hominidae. Gene Ontology annotation, biological process: transmembrane transport; negative regulation of response to endoplasmic reticulum stress; intracellular water homeostasis. Gene Ontology annotation, cellular component: endoplasmic reticulum membrane; cytoplasm; endoplasmic reticulum. Bases 41 to 856 code for a protein of 271 amino acids. The record is from RefSeq and is marked validated. The transcript is spliced from 3 exons.